AUGUCCAGCAACAAUACAGAGAUUCACAUUGACACACUCUUUGCCAUCCUCGAAUUUCUCUCCAUUGCAGAUGGUCUCUCACUCCUCUGCACCUGCAAAAAUUGGUACGAAUUGGAUCGGUUUGAAAUUGUGUGGAAAACACUGCUGUCCAAUUUUAUACAAACAAAGAUUGAUUAUUAUGGAAAAUUAAAUCAUUCCGAUGAUGGUGAUGAAAAUGAUUUGAUGAUGGUGAUGGGUCAUGAAAGAAAAAAAAAAGGCGGGAAUUUGUACAAGUCAAUAAUUAGUCAAUUGAACAAGUUUUAUGAAUCGCAGAUUGUGAAGGAAAAAUCGGUGAGUAGGGCAAGUUUUGAAAAGUAUAUGGAUGAAGAUAGGUAUGGAGAGAAGGGAGAGAAAUCGACAGUAUUUGGGAUGAGAUUUAAAAAGUUGGCCUCCUCUGCCAUGAUUAUGCACUAUAAUAUGAAGAUGGCAAAGGGAGUGGAUGAGAUUCGUCACGAUUUCACGAAGGGAGUGGUCAAUUAUGAACAUUCUGGAUAUAUGGCUCAGUAUUUCCUUAACCAAGCUAAAAAGUUCACAUUGAAUGGACGAGUGAAUAAUUCUCUUUAUGCUCAAGAGUAUUGGAAACGAUUUACUUUUUCAAUUGCUGAUGUGAUGAGUGGUGAGAUUGGGAAAACAGACGAUGAUUGUUCUCCUCAAGUAAUUUGCUUUGUUCAAAAUUUCAAACCAAUUCUAAAUGACAAGAUUUUGGAAAAGAUUUUAAUUUCCUAUUGGAAUGUGAAUGAAGAUGAAAAUGGAAAUGAAAGCUUUUUGGAUUUUUUACUGAACUAUAUUUCUGUGGAGGGAAAUUAUGAAAAAAGUGAAGAUCCAUAUAUUGAUUUCAUGCAGCUGACACGUACCAAAAGAAUGGUGAGAUUGAGAUAUUUAAAAAAGAUGUUCAAUGCUAUUUAUCCUAAUCAAUGGCUUGAUAACUUUCAAACAUGUUUUGAGUGGCAUUUCAGAUAUCAAAAAGACAAAUAUUUUAUGGAAUUCUUCAGUCCUGACUCAUGUGAAACGCCAGAAGAAGUUGUCAACAGUCUUUGUCAGUUUUUGGAAGUUUUUGAGGAAAAAUCUAUUGAUUAUUCCAGAGUCAAAUCACAUAGUCUCUUUUUAUAUGGUUAUGAAAGAGAAAUUAUUGAUUUAUUAAGUGAGCGUGGAAUGAUUACUCCAAUCGAUUUAAAGAUUAUCUUUCACAGAUUCAACUACCGUUCAAAGAUUUCACACUUGUUAUCAAAAAUUGAAAAUUUUGACCCUUAUGAAAUAAGUCCAGAAACGGGAAAUACUAACUUUAUUUUAUCAUACUUUAGAAACUAUUGCAAAAGCUCACCUAAUCAAUUUUUCAAACCAUUCUUUGAGAUGUACCCUGCAAAGUAUGAUUUGAAUAUUCUAUUUAAUAAUUACAAGGGAAUAACUUUGGAGUUUUUAUCAGAAAUCAAUUCCAAAAUGCUUACUUGCUUUGUGGAUUAUUAUGGUUUUGAUGAUGUUAGGGAAUCAUUUAAACUCAUGAUUGACAACUUUAGUCCAUCCAUAGGUGUGGAAUGUAUUGAAAAAAUUGCAGAUUUCUUCAACCCCUAUACCACUGGAUCUCUUGGAUAUGCAGGCCUAACGAAUCCACACAUGCUAGAUGGUUUCAAGUAUGCUCUUGAACAUAUUCAAUACAAUGGAAUGCCAUUCGCUCAAUAUUGCCAAACCAUUCGUCACAAAUAUUCCACCGAAGAAACAAACUUUCAUUCUUUUUUCGGAGAGGAAAAAAUGGCCUAUCUUUACAAUCAGUGUCUUGCCACUAUUGAACUAAUGCCACAAUUUUUCGUUGAAAAGAAUAAAUUUAAGUGA
This is a messenger RNA of Naegleria gruberi, 1866 nucleotides long. RefSeq lists its product as uncharacterized. The transcript has a single exon. NCBI's taxonomy places the organism in Eukaryota, Heterolobosea, Eutetramitea, Acrasida, Naegleriidae. Bases 1 to 1866 code for a protein of 621 amino acids. Gene Ontology annotation, molecular function: protein binding. The record is from RefSeq and is a predicted model, not a curated record.